This is a messenger RNA of Myxocyprinus asiaticus (Chinese sucker), 6206 nucleotides long. RefSeq names its product transcriptional enhancer factor TEF-1. The coding region runs from base 515 to 1753 and encodes 412 amino acids. Gene Ontology annotation, biological process: hippo signaling; regulation of transcription by RNA polymerase II; embryonic organ development. Gene Ontology annotation, cellular component: transcription regulator complex. Gene Ontology annotation, molecular function: DNA-binding transcription factor activity, RNA polymerase II-specific; RNA polymerase II cis-regulatory region sequence-specific DNA binding. The record is from RefSeq and is a predicted model, not a curated record. The transcript has 14 exons. Lineage: Eukaryota; Metazoa; Chordata; Actinopteri; Cypriniformes; Catostomidae.
CACCCUCUCGCUCCGCCCUACUGCAAACUCGACGCUCGCGUUCAUUUCAUUCCUGCUCUCAUUCCGAGCAUUCUUCGCAUCUCUAUCGGUGCGGCGGAGAUUCACGUCACAUUCCCGGCCGGCCCAAGAAACACAAGAAUAACUUUACACAGUUUGCAAAAAAAAAAAAAAAAAAAAAAACAAACAAACAAAAAAAUUAUAUAAACACACACUAGAAAAAAAGAAAAAAGAAAAAAGAAAAAGAAACCAAGGGGCCGAACUUAAAAAUUGAUAUAAAUAAAGCGGACGUUAAGUUGGCUGCACAUUUCCUCGCAACAUUUUCGGAGCGGUGCGAAAAACAUCGCGCGGAGAGACUUGUUGCUCGCGCGUCUUUGGCGUUUGCUCGCGAGCUUCUGUUGAAACCUUACCCGAUUCACCGUAGUCUGCUCCAGGCUUCGGCUUGGAGGUCUCAACCGCCAUAAUUGAUCCAAGCAGUUGGAGUGGCAGUGAAAGCUCUGCCGAGGACAUCGAGAGGAUGAGCGACUCGGCGGACAAGCCCAUGGAUAAUGAUGCUGAGGGGGUGUGGAGCCCUGACAUUGAGCAGAGCUUCCAGGAGGCGCUUGCCAUCUACCCACCCUGUGGACGCCGCAAAAUUAUCCUCUCGGAUGAGGGCAAGAUGUAUGGUCGCAAUGAGCUGAUAGCCAGAUAUAUUAAACUCAGAACUGGGAAGACGAGGACAAGGAAGCAGGUGUCUAGUCACAUUCAGGUUCUUGCCAGAAGGAAAUCUCGUGAGUUUCAUUCCAAGCUAAAGGUGACGAGCAUGGAUCAAAGCGUGAAGGACAAAGCUCUCCAGAGCAUGGCUUCGAUGUCUUCAGCCCAGAUCGUCUCUGCCACAGCCAUCCACAACAAGCUGGGUCUUCCGGGCAUUCCGCGUCCUGCCUUCCCUGGAGCAGCAGGGUUUUGGCAGGGCAUGAUAUCCACGGGGCAGCCUGGAUCCUCGCAAGACAUCAAGCCAUUUGCUCAGCAAGCAUAUCCUAUCCAGCCAGCAGUCACAACUACAAUUUCAAGUUAUGAGCCCGCGGCACCACCAGCACCCACAGUGCCCGCCUGGCAGGGCCGAUCUAUCGGCACAUCUAAACUCAGACUGGUGGAAUUUUCUGCUUUUCUGGAACACCAGAGAGAUCCAGAUUCUUAUAACAAGCAUCUUUUCGUGCACAUCGGUCAGACAAAUCACUCAUACAACGAUGCCUUGCUCGAGUCAGUGGACAUUCGUCAAAUUUACGAUAAAUUCCCAGAGAAGAAAGGAGGACUGAAGGAACUGUUUGGCAAGGGUCCUCAGAAUUCCUUCUUCCUUAUAAAGUUCUGGGCUGACUUGAACUGCAACAUUCAGGAUGAAACUGGGGCCUUCUAUGGAGUGACCAGUCAGUACGAGAGUCCGGAGAACAUGACCAUCACCUGCUCCACAAAGGUUUGCUCAUUCGGCAAACAGGUCGUGGAGAAAGUGGAGACAGAGUAUGCUCGCUUUGAGAACGGACGCUUUGUCUACAGGAUAAGCCGGUCUCCCAUGUGUGAAUAUAUGAUCAACUUCAUCCACAAACUCAAACACUUGCCUGAGAAAUACAUGAUGAACAGCGUCCUGGAGAACUUCACCAUCUUGUUGGUGGUCACAAACAGAGACACACAGGAGACCCUGCUGUGCAUGGCCUGUGUGUUUGAGGUGUCGAACAGUGAACACGGAGCCCAGCAUCACAUCUACAGACUCGUGAAGGAAUGAAACAGUUCUUUCACACAGACUCUGAACCUCAGUACAGUGGCAGUGCCUCUCGCUUAACACACACUCAAGAUGAUUUUCCCACACAUUUGGGUGACGCUUAUAAUUAUAUAUUUUUUCUUUAGUAAUAUGUAUUUGACGUUUAACUGCAGCUGUGAAUUGCGGUACAGUUGUAUUAUGUUUUAAUAUGGGAAAGAAUGUCAAAGAAUACGUAAUCAACAUUAAUUCCUAGGCUGUACAGAUAAAGUGACAGUAUCAUUUGACUUUAAGAUUGGGUUGAUUUAGAUUGAAUCUGAAAACAACCUCAUUUUAAUUUUUAUCAUGUAAUGUACAAGAAAAGAGAACAUAUUUGCUUCCUGUCCCUGUUUAUGUCUGUCAUUUGUAUGAAAGCAUAUGGGUGUAGCCAUAAAUGUGUGUAUGAUGUAGGUGUGUACAAAUGUGUAUAUACAUUCUCACAUACUUGUAGAUUUUUCCCAAAGAAAAGGUAUUUGAGAAAUUCCAUCCUGGAACAAUGAUUUUUUUUUUUUUUUUUUUUUUUUAAGAAAGAAAGCUACUGUAGAUGUAAAAAGAAACAUUCUUGUGGCCAUCGGAAAACAACAGUUCCUGCAUUCAGAACAUCCACAUAAUUCAGGGAAUUCAGAAGUCCAGCCAUUGAAAAAAAAUUUUUCUUUUGUACACGUUCCUUUAUUCUUUUUCAUUGACAUCCUGAGGAAUUACUGCACUGUGAUAAGUUUAUAAUAACCUGUGUCUAUUUUCAAUUACGUCAUUGCCUGCAAUAAGAAAAUGCAGAAAAUCAACCUCUUACUGUUUCCUGUACAGCUAAAUGUCUCCUGCCAACAUGCUUGUGUAAAGAGUAACUCUAAAAAAAAAAAAACAAGAAGCACUGCAUUAACUAACAGGGGUUGAUGGAUUAUCUAUCGACUUAACCCGAGCACUUGGAUCCACUUGUUGGACUUGCCUUAGAGCGUAAACUCCCUCAGAUUUGGGACAAUUGUUCCACAGACGCACUGAGGAGGUCACACUUCCCGAAACCCAUCCCUGAACGCGCCUGUACUUUCUGGAGUGCUUCAUCUUCAAUACGGAUUUAGUUAUGGAAUCAAUCAUGCUGCCUUUGAAUACCCAUACAGCCCAUGUCUCUGUGGCCUAAGCGUUUUCUACGACUGCAAAGCCUUAAUAAUAGUUGUGUGAAUUCCAAAAGAUGCCACUAAAGCUGUGACCUCUUUCCUAAGCUGGAAGACUUUCUUAUCGUCACAUGUUGUAGGAAUUGUACAGUAAAAAACUGCCAAAGUGUAACUCAUACAGCACAGUGCCUUAGUGUAUGAAGUGAACACGGAAGAGUGUCAUUAUUUUGGGAAAAUAAAAAAAUAAAAACAUUUAGAUUCUAAAGUAUGUCAUCGUAAUUAAAGAGCACUGGCCAGUGUGCACAUUUGGUCGACCUUUAACGCUUUCUUGCUGAAGUCUCAGUGAUGUAAAACAUAUAACACGUAAAACAAAUUAUCCAAUCUUGCCUUUCUUAUCCAAAAAGACCAAAAAGUUUAAGGAGAUGCAUUUAUCUUCUCUUUAUUUCCUGCACUGUAGCAUGAAAGUGCCUUUGGUUCAGAUUUUCCAGCUUAGAAAAGACUUAAAGGGAUAGUUCACCCAAUAAUGAUCAUUUACUCACCCUCAUGCUGUCUCAAACUCGUGUGACUAGAAGGAUGUUUUGUCCAUACAAUUUAAGUCAAUGAGGUAUAACGCUUUCAAGUUUCAAAAAGCACAUAAAGGCAGCAUAAAAGUAAUCCAUACGACUCAUUAUACGAGUGGUUUAAUCCAUGUCUUCUGAAGUUAUGUGAUUGUAUUGGGUUAAAAAAACAGACCAAAAUUUAAGUCCUUGUUCACUAUAAUGUGCCCUUCAAGUGGAGUCAGAAAUAUCGUAAUUAUGAGUUCUGACCACACAAAUGACCAAGCGAAGUCAUAUUAACGAGUGGGAAACUCGAAUUCUAGAUGAUACACAAGUUUCAGAUUUGAUACGUUGGAAGGGGCGUGUUGACAUGAAAAGCAAUGAUUUUGCAAAAUUAUUUCAACUUCUGUAAUUUAUUUCAAUAAUAUUAAUUUGUUAUAUAUGACAGUCAACUAAUGACUCACCCUUCGUGGUUUGUUUGAAGCAAAUUAAUUAAUAAUAUGUUAGAUACCAUGCAUUAAUAAAUCAUAUAUGUCGUUUAUAAGUGAUGCAGGUUUAUUCACUAAUGUUUAUUCACUGGUACAACAGAAAAAGGGUUUUUGCCAUCAUUCAUUGCGUUGUUUAUGUUUGGCUUCUUCUGUAUUUGGUUUACCACAUGAAUGCAUGACAUAUCGUAGUAACGAAUGCCCGACUUGGAGGUACGAGCUUCCUAGGUGCACUUGAAGGCUGCAUUAGUCUUUACACCCAGGCAGAUUGGAAUACAGUGCAGGCUUCAAGACUAUUCAUCCACGUGGUUGCCAAGUACUCAAUCCCGGUAUCAGACAAUAUACAUCAAUAAGAUGUUCCAUUUUCAUUGUCUAGUGUUCAUCAUCAACCUUUUGGUGACUGUGAUACAUUUUAAAAGUAGCCCAAAAAACUCAAUCAUUUUAGCUUGUAACUGCAUUUUCAGAAUAGCCCAACUGGGCAUGAAAACCUGGCAACACUAUGUCUGGUUUGUGUACAGUGCUCUGUAUCAAGUGAGAGGAAGUGUGAAUGAGCUUCUCUCAUGAGCACGUGUCAAGAUUUAUAGUGAAUAAGAACUUCAAUUUUGGUCCGUUUCACACCCAAAAUGAUCAUAUUGCUUCAGAAGACAUGGAUUAAACAACUGGAGUUGUAUGGAUUACUUUUGUGCUACAUUCAUGUGCUUUUUGGAGCUUGAAAAUUUUGAACCCCAUUGACUUGAGGACAAAAACACCUCAUACAUCUUACAAAAUGUCUUUGUUCCACAGAAGAAAGAAAGUCAUAUGAAUUUGAGAUGGCAUGAGGGUGAGUAAAUGAUGCAAGAAUUGUCAUUUUUGGGUGAACUUUACCUUUUAUUAUUUUGCAUUAUUAAGAUUAUCAAAAAUACCAAAUAAGUGGAUGUAGGUAAAAUAUUCACCACAUUGCCUUCAUAAAAUUUUAUAGAAAAAUCAACAUGGGCUAGUGAGCGGAUAUGUACUGAGAUAAAUUUCUAUAAUAAUGAUUAUUAAAGACAAAUAUCUAUCAGCAUUUGGUUUGGUGGAUGUGGCAAACUGUACUUUUUUAUUUGAAGAUCAUUGGUUCAUUUGUGCUGAGUUGCUUUCUGUGAGAGACUUAUCUGACAUAGAGCUUUAGCUACUUUUUUAGCGCAUACAUUGCAAAAGUGAAAAACCUCAUGGCGUCGUUGAGAUUAUGACAGCUGAAAUGCCGUUUUCUCUUUGUAUUGUUUUUAAGCCAUUUUAAUGUCUUAUUUUUCUUUCAUGAAUAUAGUAAACACUAUAUCGAGUGACGUCAAGGUGUGUUACUCCUCAAACCUUAGCAAAUAGUCAACCACAAUGUCACUUUUAAAUCCUUUAUGGAAAAAGCUGACUUCUACAGACCAUAUUAUCUCCACUACGCUUCAUAAUUUAUUGUUUAUGUAAGUGGACGAUUUCAGAGGAACCAUCAAAGUGAUAGACUCAUAAGUUAGAUUUACAGCUCUCUAUGUUGUACCGCUUAAAGUAAACUGUGGAGUUCAGUACGCUUGAUAUCAAAACGGCAAACAAUGUUGAGUGUUUUGUGUUUGCCUUCCCUUCGCCCUUUGUUCAUGUUUCAUGUAGAGAUCUUUCUGUAUUGUUCUACAUGUAUAUGCGAUGGUUUUGUGAUGACGUCAGUAUAAUAUUCUGAACCCAUUUUGGGUGGUGAUACUGUUACUGCUGCUCUGCUGGUGCUUUCGCUAUAUCAGUUCCUCCUUUAACAGUCCCCCUAUACUGCUCUAGGGAUCUGAGGACUAAUGCCUUUAAUAUGAUGAAUGUUAAAUGGACAUUAUUUUGCUAGAAAUAGACACUACACAAGGAUUUUAUUGGAAUCUGGACUACAGUAUGUCGGCAGCUUAGCUUAUGUUUUUUGAUCGUUUGUAUUUUGUCUAUGUGUAGGUACUGGUACCUUCUAAGUUCAUUACCAUUUAAAGAUGUUGGCUUUAAAGUGAACUUUUCUCUAGUUCAAGAUAGUAUCAUAAAAAGAAAUUGGGUUUGUGUGCAGAGAUUUUUUUGUAAAAAGGUGCUUUGUAUAAAAUUAUAUAUUCUGGCUUUUCUUGGUACAAAGGUGUGAUAUCUUUUAAUAUCCUCCCGAUGAUGGAAUAAACAACAACAUUGGAGCAAGUUUAAGAGAGAAGAGAGAAAAUGUACUAUGUGUGUGUUCUUUAUCGCAUAUGGUCUUGUCUUUGCUCCGUAACAUUUUGAUGCCUUCUUGAUAAAGUGGUAGGUAUUUUGUAGCUUUCUAGAUACUUUGUAUGUAUACAAUAUUGAAUAAAAUAAAUAAUUA